CAAUUUUGAAAAUUCUGGAGCGUCAUUUUGUUCCCCCUUAGUUCUUUUCAAUUGUUCUUUAGAGGCUUCAAGAUGCUUCGCAGCGGUGCCCUUCCGGAAAAGAAAACUGGCGAGAAGUCGCCUAAAAGCGAUGAUUUGACAAAAAACUGCAAACAAUUCUCAUCGGCUAAUGAAACCGAGAUGUCCAGCUUUCAGUUUGAGGCCUUUAGGGUCCCAAUCACCUUUUCUAGCCCGAGGUCUCCCGAAGCUCUCCUCGACUUUAUGGUGGCCACAAUUAAAGCCAAAGAUAUGCGCACGUGCAGCACUUUAGUCAUUUGUCAGCAGAAAGCGGAGGUUCAUCAUGUGGAAUCGGAGCUGGGCAAGCGUAAAAUAAACACAAUGCUGUUGGAAACGGACCAUAUUACUGUCCACCAUAUAGUUCCCCUGUGGGCGCAGCGCUACAUUCAACAUGUUUUAAUUGCCUGCGACGACAAUUUAAUGGUGCUCGAGGGGGUCCCCGUUAAUUUUGUCAUACAUACUGCGCUGCCGCCUGUCGAGAAAUUCAAGGACCGUUUGAGCAUUCUGACUAAAUCGAAAAUUAAUGCAGAAAUGUUGGCCUUUAUCUUGGAUGACCCCGAAGAGGAAAUUCGGAGCCUGCAAUCUGAGCCGGAAAAGGAAAAUGGUAAGACUCCAAAGUUGGUGGUUAAACUAUUUAACAAAAGACUGGAACAGGAGACUUCUGAUAUUGCUCAUGGUACUCGUGCCCUUAAUCCAGAGAAUAGAUGGCCAAAAGAUGUGUCGGCUAUGGUGCCACAAGAAUCUGAAAUUGAAGGAUGGGAAACUCCACCAGAAACUCAAGCAGUUCAUUUCGAGCAUGCUGAAAGCAUUCAACGCCAAAUGGAAUUGAUUUCAGAGGCGAGCAGCAGACUUGGUAAAGCCUCCCCUCCUGAGGAAUCCAUCAAAGACAAAAGAUCCCCAACAGCUGCUGAAAUAGCUUCGGAGAGGGAUGGAAUGACCCAGGCACAAUUUGGCGUUCUGGUCUGGAGUCGUGAUGUGAUCGUUCCUUGUUAUGAUAUAAGUGGCGUGGUGGACUUGAAUCCUUCAAUUCGGGAUACCAUGACGGCAAUGAUGGGGGAUAUGAGAGAUCGCCAGGCUCGGGGCAUUCAAAGAUACGCCUGGCCACAUGUGUCGUGUGGAAAAUCCCUAGUCGCUGUGGGACCUGAGAGGAUCGGCAAAACCUGGUGCUUCCUGCCCAGCCUGUGCCAACGAACCUAUGAGCAGAUGCUCCUUUGCUCCAAAAAGGCGUAUGGGCCCACCAGCAUUGUGGUUUCCCUUAAUAAGCAGCAGGGAAACCAAAUUUUGCAUUGGAUCAUUAAGCUUUUGGACCCGCUGACCACUGCGGGUUGUAUUUGUUUUGAACAGGUCGUCACCCUGUGGGAAAAGGGAAAUGUUCAAGAGGUGGCUGAUAGACUGAGCCGUUCCGUGGGUAUCCUUGUCACCACACCGGAAAUGCUGGUCUUGCUGAAAAAAUUGCAUACCAGAGAGACACCUAUUUUCGAUGCGAACUCGGUCAAGUGUCUGGUCCUGGACAACCUCUCCGACAUGAUGCGCCAUUUGCCGGAUACUACAGAGAAAAUGGUCGACUGGAUCAUACAGUUUUUGAACUUUGGCGCUAAAGGGUGCCAACUGUUUAUCACCACACGCCUCUGGCCGGAAACACUAAUGCGAAAGAGCCUGCUGCCACUUGUGCCCGAUGUUCUUAUCGUCUUUAAGGACCCCCUUGAGGCCACUAUCUAUGGCAGAGCAAGCCUAGAAGUAAACGUGAUUACACCGGGCGAGGAGAGCCGUGCUGUGGUUCAGAUGCUCCAAAACCGGAGUCUUAACGAGGACCGAAUCGUUGUCAUGUGCCAAACCAAGGAAGAAGUGCUAGAUCUCAAAUAUAAGCUGACGAAGGCAGGCAUCCAAGCGCAGGGCAUAUACUCCGACAGUGGUCUAUUGAUGAUCAGCCAGUGGAGACAGAAGAGGCUGGCCUUCGUUCUCUUGAUCACGGAUGAUAUGGUGAAUAAGAUGAAGUGCGGUCCUAUUGAUCAAAUCAUCCACUACACCCCCGCCAUCAGCUGGAUGAGGUUCAAAUUUCGGUUUUCAAUGUUUUAUAGUAAUUACGUAUCAUCUGUGGAAGGUCCAGGCAAAUCCGUGGUACUGCUGCAGCGGAACAACUUCGAACGCAUCUGGCUUCUGGCCGACUUCAUGAUAUGGCACCAACUUCCCCGUCCCGAUCACUGCCUGCGGGUCCUGGCGGAAAAUCGCCAGAUGAAGGAUAAACCAAGCUCGGAGCUGGCGAAACUUUCUCUGUGCGAGCAAAUAGCCACCUAUGGGAAUUGUUUCCGCUGGUCGUGUCGUUAUCGGCACGUGAUGUGGAAGGAGGAGGUACAGCCGCCAGCUAACUACCCCACCGAGGGACAUUUUCGCUUCCAAGUGCUGACUUGCAACAGCCCAGCCCAUAUAGCGGUCCGUCUGAAUGAACUAUAUCCCACGAAGAUAGCUUUCCUUAAUACACCGAUGACCCAGCUAUGCCACGAAAUUCAUGUGUACUACGAGCUAGAGCAGAACCGGCGCCAGCACACAAAACCAAAGGUUGGGGAGAUUGUUAUCGUGCGGAAUCUGAAGCGGUAUGAGAGAGUUGUCAUCACCGGAACGGACAUUAACAAGAUAACAGUACGGCUGCUGGACACAGGAAUCGAAGUCCUCACUUACAAACCCAGCCAGAUUUUCAUAUGCGAAGAGCGUCACCAGAACAAGCCCUACCAGGCAAUGGAAGUGCGUCUAAUUGGCAUCGAGCCGAAUACCAUAGAUCGGAUCUGGACCAAGGAUAUGCGUGAUGUGGUGCGCUGCUGUUUCUUUAGCCGCCUACAGGAACAGCACAAGCGUAUCUUCUCUGCCCGCGUAAAAUUUGUCCUGUCGCGAACCAUCUUCGUGGAGACUGUGGUCGAUGACAAGGGACAGGAUCUGCGAAGUUUUCUUCUGGAUCGAUUCCGCGUCCGCGAGGAGGCCAUGUCUAUGGAGAAGCUUAUGAAUAUUGUGGAUGAGUCCCAACCUACCCCAAAAGAUUCGUAAUAUUCUUUUAUUUUGACUUUUAUCUCUGCAUUCUUCAAUCAUUAUGCUUUGCUUUAGUUUGUUAAGUAAAGCAAAUCAUUUCUAGAUAUCUUCGAGUCCUGAAAUCCAUAUUUUUAAGGCUUGUUUACAAGUGUUUUUAUUUCUUCGACAUGGUGUUAGAUCAAUAUCUAACUAUUUAUUAUUUCG
This is a messenger RNA of Drosophila serrata, 3279 nucleotides long. It is a transcript of the gene fs(1)Yb, whose product is annotated as female sterile (1) Yb. Gene Ontology annotation, biological process: germ-line stem cell division. Gene Ontology annotation, molecular function: nucleic acid binding; ATP binding. Lineage: Eukaryota; Metazoa; Arthropoda; Insecta; Diptera; Drosophilidae. The record is from RefSeq and is a predicted model, not a curated record.